AAAUAUAACUCGUGAUGAAAAUUUUAUUUAAUACAUUUGAUAAGAAUUCUCAAAAUGUAUAGAGAAAGUAUGGACAUAACCAUGAUUAUAUUCAUUUUUUACCUUGGAUUUUCCAAUUCAAAGUUUUGUGAAAGAUCCGGAGUUCUGGAAUGCUGUCUUGGAUAUAUUUGGAACAAGAUAGAGAACAGAUGUAUUCCAUGUGGCAAAGGCUAUAUUGGUCAAAACUGUAGUAUUCCCUGCCCUUCUCCGCAUUAUGGUCAGGAAUGUAUGUCACUGUGCAACUGUGCUGAUAACCAGUAUUGUAACCACGUUCAUGGAUGUAUAAAACCACAAGGGGAUGCCUGUCAAAAUCCAAUGCUAAAGCCAGAGGAACACAUGAAUACCACGUCUCUUAUGUGGACUGUUAUAGUUUGUCUGUUUGUCAUAUCUAUAACUUUUUUCAGUACAUAUGUGUACCUCAAACUCAGAAAGAAACCAAACGUAAAUGUGCCAGAGACUUUGUAAAGCUAAUAAAAG
Molecule: messenger RNA, 516 nt
Organism: Magallana angulata
Lineage: Eukaryota; Metazoa; Mollusca; Bivalvia; Ostreida; Ostreidae
Product: multiple epidermal growth factor-like domains protein 10
Exons: 4
Coding region: 55-504 (149 amino acids)
Source: RefSeq, a predicted model, not a curated record